UUUGAAAGAUCAUUACUGUGUGUAUUAGUUCUCCGGAUAUUCUACCGUCACGAUGUGUUCCUCACAGACCGACUUCUCCAUGAGGAAGAUCCUUGGUAUCGAUGGCAACCAAGCAUACUCUUCCGGCCUUGACCUUGCACAGAACUCCAGGAAACGUAAGAGACGCACGAGGACCAUUUUCUCUCCCCAGGCUUUGUCCAUCCUAGAACUAGCCUUCUCCAGCAACUCCUAUCCGGAUAUGUACGAGCGCACUAAGUUGGCGGGAAUCAUUGGAGAGGAAGAGGCCAGAGUUCAGGUUUGGUUCCAGAACCGACGAGCUCGUGCCAAGAGGACUAGACAGGCAGCGAGCAAUUCGCCAUCGACUGACGUCUCUAGUGAUUCACUGUCUUCGUCAACUUCCUCUGGGAGCUCAUCCUUUUCGCCCAUCCAGAGACCUGUUCACGUGAUUAAGGCUGACCCAGACAAAUACACCUCGGAUCUAGGACCUUACUAUCCAUUCCCGUACUACUACCCCGCCAGCUUCCUACCCACCGCCGGUGCCAUCCCUCGACCGUUUGACGUCCCCAGUUACCACGGAGACACACUGCUUGGGGAGUUGAAGUCCCCACUGUGGUCCCCCGGAAGUCCAACCUUCAGCAAACUGUUCGAGUUUCCGCCCAAAGCCCACACGCCACUUCGUGAUGCGCGCAGACGUCCUGGGUUCCCGCAGCAGGCGCACAGUGACGAGGUGUUCUCCUCCCGAUCCUCAAGUGUCGACAGCCGUCAGUCAGGAUCCGAUGACGUCACUAACGUUUCCAACAGCAGGACCGUGCAGUACAGUUGCGUUAGGGAUUUUCGCCGCUCUGAGAGACGAUCUGACGAGGAGGACAGCGAACUAGUGAUAGGUCGGAUCGAGGACACAUCAAGUGAUGACGAGGACGUAUUGGUGAUGGACUUAUCAGUACGUACCCCGGAUUCCAAGAUUGCUGCCUGUUGUCAUGGAGAUCGUUGAACUAGUGCUCGUCAAAAACUUUUGUGCUAAAUGUACGCUCCGAAUGCAUGCAUGUACGUAUAGCAGUGUGCAAGCCGAACAGUAAAAAAGGCUUUAUCGUUAAGUCCGUGUUUCUUCAUCUAUGUUUCCUUUCAAGAACAAUUGGGAAGAUUUCCUGCAGGAAUACAAAAACAUUUUUCAAAGUGACUCUUUUGUAACCAAUUAGGUUAUAGAAACAGGCGUGUGCUAAUUACGAACAUUUGUUCAAAACUGACAAUACUUGAGAAAGUUUUGGGUGUGUUCUUGUUGUAAAAGCUAAAUUGAGUGGCUAUAGAGGAGGUAGAAACAAAAUAUAGAUAGGAUAUCAUUAUACGCUUGAUACAAAGAUAUGAGAGGCAAGUGCGUCGUAGAUAUACCAGCCUCGAUGUGGAGGAGGGAAAUCCAGUGCUAACUACAUAAUGAUGUUUAAGGGACAACAAAUUAUGCGGUUGAUUACUAUUAUGUAUUCAUAGGCAGAAAAAGGCGAUUUUUUUCUCAAGUAGGUUGUCAUUGUUACGUACUUCUGAAGAUCGCGACAAUUAAGUCACGUGUAUUAAAACACGUGAUCUCUCUGCACUUGAUGUGAUUUGUCCGAUUUCUUGUUUGUUUGGAGUUCAAACAAUUUCGAUGUGGUUUUGAGAUCGAGUAAUGGCUCAUAAUUAUUUAAUGUGAAUAUAGCUAAUAAGUACAAUUAAUUAUUUAUCGGUGUUGUAUGUUGUUCUCGACUCAGUGAUUAGAAUAAAUUGUGUAUUUAUCUAUUUAAUACGACUCACAUGUACUGUUAAAAAUGUCACUUAGUCAUAAAAUGAACUUUAAAUUCAAUAUAUGUAUUGAAACGGAGCCAAAA
Molecule: messenger RNA, 1856 nt
Organism: Mizuhopecten yessoensis (Yesso scallop)
Lineage: Eukaryota; Metazoa; Mollusca; Bivalvia; Pectinida; Pectinidae
Product: homeobox protein prophet of Pit-1-like
Exons: 3
Coding region: 53-991 (312 amino acids)
Biological process (GO): regulation of transcription by RNA polymerase II
Molecular function (GO): RNA polymerase II transcription regulatory region sequence-specific DNA binding; DNA-binding transcription factor activity, RNA polymerase II-specific
Source: RefSeq, a predicted model, not a curated record